This is a messenger RNA of Saccostrea cuccullata (small rock oyster), 1620 nucleotides long. Its product is annotated as protein wech-like. NCBI's taxonomy places the organism in Eukaryota, Metazoa, Mollusca, Bivalvia, Ostreida, Ostreidae. Gene Ontology annotation, molecular function: zinc ion binding; ubiquitin protein ligase activity. Bases 1 to 1620 code for a protein of 539 amino acids. The record is from RefSeq and is a predicted model, not a curated record. The transcript has a single exon.
AUGUACCCGACAAGCAGAGCGCAAGAUGCUGCACGGUGUCAUGUUUGCGAAAAUUUGGAAAUUCAUGUACGCUGUGUCUCUUGUCGAGAAGAUCUUUGUCGGAGUUGUGUUAACAAGCAUUUUGAUUCCGAUUUAUCAAAAACACACAACAUUGUUAGCUACAAACAAAGACAUGCAGGUAAAAUAAGAUUUUCAUUAUGUGAUAUUCAUAAACAAGUCUGCGAAUUAUUGUGUGAACCGUGCUGGAAACCAGUAUGUAGCAAAUGUAUAACACGAGAACAUCAGUCGCAUUCAUUACGUGAAAUAGAGGAAAUAAUCAAGAACAAAAAGAAGGAAUUACAGGAGGACACAUCUUUAAUCGAAAAUAAGACAAUACCAAACUUCUUACAAUCAAUAUCGCAACUGGAAACCGAACUUUCAAAUUUUAGCAAGAAGUACAAGAAAAUCCACGAUGCCGUUCAAAACCAGGCAAGAUGUCUUCACCAAGCUGUAGAUGAAAUGAUGGAAAAUAUCAAAAGAGAACUGCUGCAAAUGGAGGAACUUCACGAAGUAAGGUUGAGAAAUGAAUUGAUGUCAUUGAAAAACUCGCUUUCCAUCAUGACAAAGAACGUUUUGGUGAACAAGGGCGUUCUUCAGCGUUUUGAUGUAUUAGAAAUCCUGAAUCAUUAUUCAAAUCUUGACAAGAAAUUAAAUCCAACAUAUGAAAGAAUACAAUUUCCUUUGUUUUUGAAAAAGUAUGUAACAGAGAAGUGCAUAAGAGAAAUGUUUGGAAGAAUCAAACAUCCACUUUCAUCAUCUCUUAUCGAAUCUGGCCAGCGACAUUUCCUCAAAGAAGCAAGAGUGGUUUCAACCAUACAUGUUGAAAAUUCCUCAGUCCUCAAUGGGAUAGCAUGCAUAAAUUCAGAGGAGGCGUGGAUUAGUGAAUGUGAUGACCAUGUCAUACUGAGAAAAAAUAUUCAUGGCGAUGUAACGGGAAGUGUCCAAAUACAUGAAUUUCCGGAAGCUAUUUCAUCAAAUACAGAGGGUGAACUAUAUUUUACAUGCUGGGAAAAACGAUCAAUCAUGAGAUAUAAUGAAAAUGGUUUUCAUAAAAUUCAUCAGUUUAACGAUUGGUUACCGAAGGGACUUUACUGUACAUCGUUAGGAGAUUUACUUGUAUGUAUGAAGAGCGAUAGUAACCAGAGUCGAGUUGUUCGAUUCAAAGACAAUCAGAUCACGCAAACAAUUCAGUAUAAUGGAAAUAAUCCCCUGUUUGAAAAUGCCACUUUUGUUACUGAAAAUAGAAAUGGUGAUGUCUGCGUUUGUAAUUCACGCAAUGAAUCACGAGACAGUAUCGUGGUAGUUUCAAAAGGGGGACUUCUUAAAUUCGUGUAUGAAAGUGAAUCAGCCUCAGCAACUCUACGAGGCAUAGCGACAGAUAGUGCCUGUUGUAUCUUAUUCAUAUACCAUAACGAUCAACGUAUUCACAUGUUGGAUAAAAAUGGGAAGUUUCUGACUUUUAUUAAUGCAUGUACUGACGAUUACAUGUACUGGAAUGGGAUAUCUAUUGACAAAGACAACAAAGUUUGGCUAGCCGAAAUUUACGGAUGUCGUGUAAAAGUAUUCAAGUACUUACACUAA